UCUGAACUUACAAGCGGCGGUCUUAAUAGUAUCUUUGUGUUUGCGUCUCGUAUGGUGGUAAAAUGUGCGUUAGUGGAAUGAAGUUUAUUUUGAAGAGUUGCUGACGAAUACCGUCGUACUUAAUACAUAAAUGGCCGUGAACAGUGGCGGCCUCCCUCCUGGCUAUCCGCCGCCUCCACCGCCGGGCUAUACUGGGCCGCCUAUGGCGCCACGAGGUCCGUUCCCGCCUCCGCUGGCAGCUGCGGCCGCGGUGCCGGCGACCGGCCACGGUGAUGUGAGGCUGCCACCCCCACCUUCUGUACCUCCGGCCAUGCCGCCCGUAUACGGGGGACAGCCCCCACUGUGGGCAGUACCACCGGUUACGCCCUCCACGAUGGCGUCAACAGUGGUACCGCCGGUCAGCGUGCCGCCUGUCCUUCCCUCCUUGCCGGUGCCUGCAGUUCCCGGAACGGAACCCAAUAAACUUCUUCAGAUAAAUGGUGCUCGAGAUGGUCCUCUCGCUGUGCCAACUACUGAAGCCGCUGUGUCAGAAUCCGAAAAAAAGAAGACGGACUGGACGGAGCACAAGGCUCCGGAUGGCCGCACGUACUACUACAACAGCACCACUCGCCAGAGUGUGUGGGAGAAGCCUGAUGAUCUGAAAACACCGGCAGAGCUCCUGCUAUCAAAAUGCCCAUGGAAGGAAUACAAGUCCGAAAGUGGCAAGACGUAUUACCACAAUGUUGACACCAAAGAGUCGCACUGGACUAUGCCUAAAGAGCUGGAAGAGAUAAAGGCUAUGAUUGCUGCAGAGGAAGCGGCAAAGUUGGCAACCGUCUCUCGCCCACCUCUGGUCCCGCCCAUAGUUGCAACCGCUGCUAUGAGUCCCGGGAUCGCGCUUCCACCUGCCAUCCCGCCUGUGGCAGUCCUGCCUCCUCCCGGCACCGUACCCCCUGCGGUGCACACUCCCCCGGCCACGAUCGCCGCAGUGACACCUGCGGCAGCUGUCGGUGCGAGCGGGACGCCUCCCCCGGCUGCUGCGGCUACUGCCGACACGGCAGCAGCUGGUGCCACCGGCUCGUCUGCCCUCGACCAGGCUAUGGCUGCCACACUUGCCGCCAUCAACAGCACGCCCACAAAGACGCCGACGCCCGACACUGCAGAGGAAGAGAACAGCGUGUCAACACCUAAGGACUCUGAGUCAGGGAGCAGAACGAGUACACCGGAGCCAAAGAUGGUCUUCAAGGACAAAAAGGAGGCCAUAGAGGCUUUCAAAGAGCUGCUCAAGGAUAAGGAUGUUCCUAGCAACGCUUCGUGGGAAGCAGCAGUGAAGUUGAUUGCCAAUGAUCCACGGUACCCCGUGCUGAAGAAACUUAAUGAGAAGAAGCAGGCAUUCAACUCGUACAAAACUCAGCGCCUGAAGGAAGAGCGGGAGCUCCAGAGGCAGCGGACGAAGAAAGCUCGCGAGGACUUUGAGGCGUUCCUCACUAACAAUGAGCGUGUCUCGUCCACGACAAAGUAUUACCGCUGUGAGGACAUGUUUGGCCACAUGGAUGUGUGGAAGAAUGUCUCCGAAUCGGACCGUCGCGAUAUCUAUGAAGAUGUUAUCUUCAACUUGGCCAAGAAAGAGAAGGAAGAAGCGAAAAUAAUGAAGAAGCGGAACAUGAAGCGCCUGGCCGAGGUACUGGACUCGAUGAUGAACAUCCAGUACUCCACGACGUGGCAGGAGGCGCAGCAGAUGCUUCUGGACAACCAUGAGUUUGCAGAUGAUGCUAACCUGCUGGGUAUGGACAAGGAAGACGCCUUGAUUGUAUUCGAAGAGCACAUACGGCAGCUGGAGAAGGAAGAGGAGGCAGACAAGGAACGGGAAAAGAAGCGCUCAAAGCGGCAGCAGCGGAAGAACCGUGACGCGUUUGUGACGCUGCUGGACGAGCUGCAUGAGCAGGGCAAGCUGACCUCGAUGUCACUCUGGGUUGAGCUGUACCCCACCAUCAGUGCCGACCUGCGCUUCUCCGCCAUGCUCGGCCAGCCUGGUUCCACACCCCUUGAUCUCUUCAAGUUUUAUGUUGAGGACCUCAAAUCAAGGUUCCAUGAUGAGAAGAAGAUAAUAAAGGAAAUAUUGAAGGAAAAAGGCUUUGAAGUGCAGGUGAACACAUCAUUUGAAGACUUUGCAACAGUGGUUUGUGAAGACCGAAGGUCGGCCAAUCUGGAUGCAGGAAAUGUCAAACUCACCUUCAAUGCAUUCCUCGAAAAGGCUGAGGCUCGGGAAAAGGAGCGGCUGAAGGAGGAGACACGCCGCCUUAAGAAGCUGGCAGCCAGCUUCAAAACUUGUAUGGAAGAAUAUCAACAUGAAAAUGAAGAAGCUUGUAGCCAUCACCACUCAAGGUCAAAGAAGUCUAAGAAAAAGAAGAACCGUAGACGAUCUCAUUCACGGUCUCGAACGUACAGUCAACAAAGUGAUUCGGGCCCAGAGGAGGGCCAGCACCCGAGCAGCCGAAGUCGCGGCAGCCGGCGCCAGAGGCACGGCCACAGCCGGUCGGGCAGCAGCUCCGACACUGCGGGCGCCUCGACCCGCCGCGCGCACCACAAGAAGAGCCGAAAGAAGCGCGUCCGGUCCGCCUCUCCACCCGCGUCACCUGAUGAGAACCACCACCAUCACCACCACCACCACCAUCACCAUCACCACCACCACAGGCCAGACGACGUGUCCGACGAGGAAGCUCGACGACGCCACCAUUUCCCCGAGAAGAAGGGUGCCACCACGCCGCCGGAGGACCCACCUGAGUCUUCGGAGGAGGAGGGGGCAGUGGUGGACGGUGACGAGAGCGGGAGCGGCGGCAGGGAGGAGGGGGAGGAGUUGCCAGGGGAGGGGCGCGCGCCGCGGCGAGAGGAGCCGCCGCCACCUGCCUCCCCCCACGAGGAGGGGGAGCUGAGCGAGGACGAGCUGGAGCAGCGGCGGCUGGUGCUGCUGAGGCAGCUGCAGCAGGAGAACUGACCACGGGGGCGCGGCCGGGAUCACCAACUGCAGAAAUGGCCACAGUUCUGAUCCGAGUCGUGCCUAAAGCCACACCCCUGUUGGACUUUCCAGCCACCUGAAGUGAAACAGUCACUGGAAUAGGAACACGUGCCAAUAGAGAUGCUGUGAAACUCUUUCACAUGAGAACUAUGAUGGUUUGCACAAUACACUUACUGCCAGACAUUUUAUCAGACAGAAGAAUCAUUGACUGUAAAGAGUCUGCAUACAGAAUAAUGAGCUUGUACCUGCACUGAUUAUUUCAGUGCAUAUUUACUCUCAGUAUCAGUAUUUACUCUUUGUUCUACCAGUUGCUUACAAUUGUCAUAAUUGUGUGUUUUCCUAACUGGAGGAAGUUAGGUUUUGACAAAAAUUACACUUUUAUUUUUUAAAUUUAUUGGUCUUUAUAUUAUGAAAGUACACAUUAAUUUUGAAGACAUUUAUUUAAAUUGGGAAGUGAAAAAUUACUAGUUGUGCAAGUUCAACAAAGGACUUAAUAUAUGUAAGGUACUGGAGUUGAAUAUAAUUAAAAUUUAAAACAUGAGAAGCAUCCCAAACCAUAAGAUGAAAAUGCAGUACCAGGUAGUGUGUGUGUUGCUUGUGUCUAGUUUUUGUAUAAGAAUUAAAAACUCAUUUUGGAAGUUGUUACCAUCUAAGAAUUAAUGUGUGCUGGGACAAGGAUAUCGCAGUUUUCAGUGUUUAUGCAUUUACUCAAUAAGUUUCCAGUUUCACACCUAAAUUAUGUUAGCAUCAAGCAAGCUCACAAGAAGAAAACAUUCAGUGACUGGACAUUUCUACAGGAGUUAGAAGCUCAUCACGUAAUGCUGCGAUUGAUGUUAAAUGGUUUUUGCCCAACAAGUUCAUAAAUACCAUUUGUGCAGUUAGUGAAUUGUAGUGAUCUAGUUUGCUUGACUGAAGUGCUUCUACAGUUUCUAAUCAUGCGACACUUGGUGUAGCGUAUUGUACGACCAUGUUUGUAAUUAUGUUCAGCGAACACAGUGGACGUCUGUAACUUUUAUACUGUCAAAAUAUGUACCGGAAGCAGUAAAAUAAAAUGAAUACUUUUCUAAGAAAAUGAU
Messenger RNA from Schistocerca serialis cubense, 4071 nucleotides. RefSeq names its product pre-mRNA-processing factor 40 homolog B (gene Prp40). The record is from RefSeq and is a predicted model, not a curated record. Gene Ontology annotation, biological process: mRNA cis splicing, via spliceosome. Gene Ontology annotation, cellular component: U2-type prespliceosome; U1 snRNP. NCBI's taxonomy places the organism in Eukaryota, Metazoa, Arthropoda, Insecta, Orthoptera, Acrididae. Gene Ontology annotation, molecular function: RNA binding; protein binding. The transcript has 18 exons. Bases 131 to 2974 code for a protein of 947 amino acids.